This is a messenger RNA of Orbicella faveolata, 2906 nucleotides long. Its product is annotated as fascin-like. NCBI's taxonomy places the organism in Eukaryota, Metazoa, Cnidaria, Anthozoa, Scleractinia, Merulinidae. The record is from RefSeq and is a predicted model, not a curated record. Gene Ontology annotation, molecular function: actin filament binding; protein-macromolecule adaptor activity. Gene Ontology annotation, biological process: establishment or maintenance of cell polarity; cell migration; actin filament bundle assembly. Gene Ontology annotation, cellular component: actin cytoskeleton; cytoplasm.
AAUUGUAGCUGCUGGUCAUUACACGCCUUAACUCUUGCUCGAGCGCGUUUUUUGAUCGCUUGCUGAUUUUCGUUCGUCCUUUCGGCCACGGUUGGAUAAUCGCAAACCGUUUCUCGCCGCAGUGUAUAAGGCUCCUCUAAUCGAAAAGAGACUAUCAUGGCUCCCAAGACGUUAAAAUGGAAUCUCGGGCUUUUAAACCACGCCACAAAGAAAUACCUCACGCUGGAGACGUUCGGUUUCAAGCUGAACGUGGACGGAACUUCGCUGAGGAAGAAGCAAAUGUGGACGCUUGAGCAGGACGAGGGCACGCAAAUCUGCUACUUCAGGAGUCACUUGAACAGAUACCUAUCUGCGGAUCGGAAAGGAAACGUAAAGUGCGAAGAAGAAGAACGGAGCGAGGAAACGAAGUUCACGGUCGAAACACAAGCGUCUGGAAAAUGGGCCGUGAAAAGCGUAUACAACGCUUACUUUGGCGGCUCGGGUGAUCAGCUAAAAUGCGAGGCUAAGAUAUCCGACACAGAGCUGUGGUCUAUUCAACUGGCCAUGCACCCGCAAGUCAACGUUAUGAGCUGUAGAAGAACACGCUACGCGCAUCUCAACACCAAAACCGAGACUAUAGAAGCCACUGAGAUCAUUCCGUGGGGAGCGGACGCAAUGUUAACGCUGGAGUUCGACGCAAACCAAGGAAAGUACGCUUUUGUGACGAGCAAUAAAAUGUACCUAAACAGCGACGGCUCGCUUCACGAGGACCCCGGAAAAAAGAGUCUCUUCACCAUCGAGUUCCACGAGGGGGAGGUGGCCUUCAGAACGGACAAAGGCAAUUACCUCGCGGCUGUGGGAACGGGUAAAAUUCAGGCCGGCAAAAACACCACCGUCGGUAAAGACGAGCUGUUUAUUAUUCAAGAUAGCCCACCGCAGGUUUCUUUCAUCGGGCAGAAAGACCGACGGCUGUCGAUUCACCAAGGCAUGGACGUGAUACUAAGUCGCCGUGAUGAAAUGGAAGACACAGAGAUCUUCCAGCUGGAAUUUGACAAGGCCAGUGACAAGGCGAAAGUGGCAAUACGUGGAACCAAGGGCAAGUAUUGGGCUCUGGGAGACUCUGGUGUGACGGCAUCAGCAGACACUCCUGGGCCUAAUUGCUGGUUUGAGCUCGAGUGGCAUGGUAAACAGAUAGUGUUCAAGGCGCAUACUGGAAAGUACAUCACGGGAAAGGACAAUGGCCAUCUGAUUGAAGGCAGCGACGAAAUUGAUCCAGAGAGAGCAUUUCACACUGUUGAGCUAGUCAACCGACCAAUGCUGGUGCUCCGCGGUGACCAUGGCUUUGUUGGAGUCAAAGCUGGAACGGAUAAAAUUGAGAGUAAUUACGCUAAAUUCCACGUCUUCAACGUGACAUGCAAGAAUGGCAUGUACAAGAUCAGUACUGACGCUGGAAAGUUCUGGAGCACUGAUGAUAAGAAUAACAUAGUGUUGUCAAAAGAUGAAAGUGAGGCUCAAGAGUUCAGUAUUGAGCUGCCCAAGUACAACAGAAUGGCAAUAAGAGCACCUAAUGGAGACUACAUUCAGGGUCAUCAGAAUGGAUCCUUUACCGCCACAGGAAAAGAGCUGGGAAAGAACACUUUAUGGGAAUACUAAACAAUCUGACAAAAUGAAACUUUGAGCUCAAAGACAAUAUUUUUGAAAACAGUAAGUUGAAAUUUAUUAUUAAUAUCAAUUUCUAUUAAAAGCAACUAAAACUAAACCAUAACCAAAGAUCAUAAACCUUUCAGCUCUUAGAUUUUCAGAUCGUGGCUGUUAGAAAUGCAUUUUUUAAUAAUGCAACUUGGAAGAAUCGUCUGACUAAAUGAAUGUUUUUUGUUUAUGGUCACUUCUACACCACAAUGGUGAUAUACUAACCCAAUUGUUUUCACAUUUAUUGACCUAUGCAAUUUACAUUGAAAAAAAUGCCAUUUUUUAAUGGCAUGAUCCUGAAGAAUUUAUCUUAUAAAGUAAAUCUUGAAAAAUUUAUCUUAUAAUUAAGUAAAUGUGGUAACUGAAUGAUACACAAAAGCAUCACAGUAGGCAUUCAAACAUUAAUGCUUAACUGUAGCUUUUGAUUAAAAAUAUUUUCUCCUUUUUUAAAGAGAGCAUGGGCAAAAGCAUCCUCUAAGCAAAUUAAACUACAUUAUCUGUCCAGUUCAAAAACAAGAGACUUAAUAAAUCAACGUAAAUGUGACUAUUAAUACACAGGGUGUCAAAUAAGUUUAGAAGUAAAUAGCAAAAUGUCUUAUGUAAGGGUGUACGGUGAAGAAAGGAAAAAGAAAAAGUUGUGACAAAACCAUUAAAAAGUAACAAUUUCUGGCUCUGGUUGAAAGCCACAAAAACAUUCUGAAUACAGGAAGUAUCUGUUAUUAAUGCAACAAUUAAAUAUUUACGGUUUGGUUGAAUUAAUUUAAUUUUCAGUACAAUGGAAGUUUCCUUUAUAGGUUACCAGUAUUUAGGGUUUUUGUUUUCUACACAAAAAAAGUUGUUCAAUUUUCUGUCAUGACAAUAAUAACAUAAUUAUUGGACUCAGAAUGUUGCACUUAGUAAUGUACAAUAGUGGGAAAUAGGGAAGUCCUGUUUGUAGAAUUACAUUUGAUAAGUCACUCUCCAUUUUUCAGAAGAUCACUUUAAGAAGUGUAUGAGGGACACUUCUUCCUUGCUCUUCCUGGAAAAUAGAGCUGUUAACAUGAACAGUUAAUUUAUGGUAACACACCCAUUAGAACAAAAAGAUUGGUUAAAAAUAUUAGUGAGCAAAUUCACAUCAAAAGAAGAUUUCCACACAUCACAGUUGCACUGAUUUUUGACUUCUUCUUGACAUGUGAACUUGUAGCUAUGUAAACUUUACAACUGUUAUGAAGUUCAAAUAAAUAUGCUGCAUUCCUACA